This is a messenger RNA of Ictidomys tridecemlineatus (thirteen-lined ground squirrel), 722 nucleotides long. RefSeq names its product cytochrome c oxidase subunit 6A2 (gene Cox6a2). Gene Ontology annotation, molecular function: enzyme regulator activity. Gene Ontology annotation, cellular component: respiratory chain complex IV; mitochondrial inner membrane. The record is from RefSeq and is a predicted model, not a curated record. Lineage: Eukaryota; Metazoa; Chordata; Mammalia; Rodentia; Sciuridae. Gene Ontology annotation, biological process: mitochondrial electron transport, cytochrome c to oxygen.
GAACGUAAGCCUCAGUGAAGGAGAGUGGAAGGACAGUGCCAUUCCCAGCUUCUCUUGCCACUAUGGCUCUGCCUCUGAGGUCCUUGAGUAGGGGUUUGGCCAGCACAGCCAAGGGAGACCACGGAGGGGCAGGAGCCAACACCUGGCGCCUCCUGACCUUCGUGCUGGCGCUCCCCAGUGUGGCUCUGUGCACCGUCAACUGCUGGCUGCACGCAGGCCACCGCGAGCGCCCAGAGUUCAUCCCCUACCACCACCUCCGCAUUCGCACCAAGCCCUUCGCCUGGGGGGACGGCAACCACACUCUUUUCCACAAUCCCCACUUCAACCCUCUGCCCACGGGCUACGAAGACUGAAGCCCCAGCGGACAAUCCCAAGCACAAUAAAGAGGAGGAACCUAAGAUUCUCAGCGACUUCAUUGUCUGCAGCUGAUCAAAGGUCCGAUGGGAACCCAGGAGUGCAGACCUGAAGUAACUCUCCCCUGACACACCCAGGCAUCUGUGAAUCCUGGCUAUCUACAGACAGCCCUAAUUUCAAAUGUGGGCCCUGCCGUCCUCUGUGUGAGGUGUCAUGACCUAAUUCUGGAUUUGAAAUAUUUUGGUCAUUCUCUAUGAUGCUUUUCUGUAUUAGUCUGGAAAUGAGGGAGUCCUUUCUGGAAGCCUGGCUCUCCUGGAUUUUGGGGUCCCAUUCAAGGGAAACUUGGGUUCAAAUGAGCUCUGACUGAA